GCCUAUGGUAUGUAUAAGAGGAGCCAGCCACUAACACGAGCAGCACAGACAUAGCCAAAGGGUAGUAAGAUCUUCUACACUAAAAGAAAGUAAUGAAGAAAAAAAACAGGUCAAGGAAUUUGGAAAAUUAUCCCUACAAAUGCAACUACUAAAUGAAACUUUUUUAACCAAGGGAAACAAUCCAAGAAGAGCUUCUAAGAAUGAGUCGAAAUACUUGUUGGCUUUGCAAGAUAUUCAGAGCAGAAGAAAAUGGGAUCAGUUCUAACAAUACUGAGGAGUGUCUGAUGACUCCUGAAACUGCCAUUUGGGUGAGGUUAAGUAGCAGAAAUCCAGACAGCAUUUCCACAAGUGCCUGCUGGAUGAGGACUUCUCUCCCACACAGCAGUGGCCAGAGGAGCCCCUCACACUGGAAAAGAGUGUCUUUGGAAGAAGUGCUACAAUGGUCCCAGUCUUUUGAAAAGCUUGUAACAAGUAAAUAUGGGCCUAUGAUCUACAAGACCUACUUGAAAACAGAGCACAGUGAUGAAAACAUAGAAUUUUGGCUUGCUUGUGAAGCUUAUAAGAAGAUCACGUCACAGAGGAAAAGGAUUUCCAUGGCCAGGAAACUUUUUACAAGUUACAUUCAACCUCAGGCUCCCAAUGAGAUUAAUAUUGACAGUCCUGCGAGGAAAGCAAUCAUAAGAAAUAUUCAAGAGCCAACACAGUCCUGUUUUGAUGAAGCACAGAGAAUAAUUUACAUGCACAUGGAAAGAGAUUCUUAUCCACGAUUUCUUGAAUCAAAGUUCUAUCAAAAACUCAAACACAGCCUUCAAAAUAAUGGCGAUAAUUAAAUGAUGAAGAGAAAGGCUGAAAAUUUAGGAAGGCUUCUUGUGGCAUGCAAGCGUCUAAGAUUUAAAGUAGACAGGAGAAAUCAAGCAGUAAUGUGCUCAACUGUUUUGUUGAUGUUCAAAUUGGCGAGACACUAUCCUCCCCCUUCCCUUUCUUUUCCCAUGGAAGAGUUCUGGUUUCGUUUUCCUCUCCUCUCAACAAAACCUUAAAAGCUAGCAAAAACUAAGUAAACCAAAGUUUCAGCCAAAAAUUAUAGCCUAAGGUUCUACUCUUUUAUUGAUACUUUUCAACUCAAAUAACAUUUUCAGUAUUGUUUUGAAUGACCUCAAGUAAAAAAAAAAAAAAAUUGUCUUCCUGCUAGGAAAUAAAUAUUUAUUUGGCUAUACAUAACACAGAAGAAAAAACAUCUGCAUUGCUGCAUUGACUUUGUGUUGUUGCUUUGUUAUACUCUUCCAAAGUAAAAUAUGAUAAGUUGUGAGGUACAGCUGCUUGCUUAAGCCAUGAAGCAUAGCAUUCACGUGGCGUAGAGUCAAUUUAUGCUAAAUUAUGAUGUACAACAUAUGCUGUAAAGGUACUUUGUCUACAGCAUACUGUAAUACUACCAGUGUUUCCUGAAUUUAUCUUCACUUAUGAAGCUCAUUUGUCUUUUUUUCUGGGUAUGGACACAAACAUAUCACUUUCCCUUUGGCAUCUGAACAUCAUACUGUAACACAAGCAGGUUGGCCUCUCAUGCAUGCACUGUAAAAGACACCUUGCUUAUGUAUUGAUCAAGUAUCAAAAACUGGCUUACAUUCAAAAAACAAUCUAACUUCUCAUGUCUCAUUAAAACUGGAAUCUCUUAAUUAUUUUAAUGGUCUUAAGCAUAGACACUAAAACACAGUAAACCAGGGACCUUUUUGCAUCCUCUCAAGCUGCAUUAUUUCAAGGAAUACAAAGAACAAAUUCUGACAGCAGCCCCAUCAACCCCGGUAGCAUCACACUGAUCCUCUGGGAUGAUUUCACAGGAGAAAUGAAGUAUUCAUUCAGUUGGAUACAUUUAUUUGACUGAGGCUAUUUCAAUCAUGUUGCCAGUUCAUGCUUUUUAACACUUUAAGCUGUAACUUGCCUGCCUAGUUUAAAAAGGUAAUUUUUGUGACAAUGUGGUAAAUCAUUGCCUUGCUUCUGCUGGGAAAACUCAGUCUUUCUGUGGGAGGCUCACAGCAGUCCUUUGUGCCACCUGCUUAACCACAGUAAGUUUUUGUUCUCCCCGAGAACCUCCUUUACUUCUCCAAUGUGAAUGUCCCAGCCUUUUCCUUACAAGGCGAGCAUGAAAACACAGGUCAGUGCAGACAGCGAACAAACAAUUGGGUUUUACUUUGGUGGCAUCUGUCCUGUAGCGAGGCAACACUAUACUUGUUAAGAUGUUUCUCUUGCCAGUGUAAUAACAUAUUGUAUGUAAACAUUUUAAGGUAAAGUCUCAAUCCCUCCUAAAAAAAUAAUCAUUGUUUAGGGCCUCCCUGAGCAGUGGUACUAUUGUGGUGCACAAUAUAGCUGGGAAGAGGGACAGUGAUUUAUUGAUGGCAGAUGAGCACGCUUAUCAACAGCUACCAAAUGCAUGAUAUUACAUCUGGCUUUGCAUUAAGUUAUAUUGGUAAACCGUAACUGUGUGUGUGUGCUCUAAUGUCAACAAAACUAUAGUAUAAGUGGUCAUGUUGUAACUUAUCAAUUAUCUAAGGCUCCACAAAUUCAUUUCAUCCAUCAUUUUUAUGAUAUUCUCAAGCUAGAAUUUAUGUACAUGCCUAAAGCAGAAUGAAAAGCAAGUAUAAGCAUAAUCUACACUAGUACAGAAACCUUAAAGAUAGCAAGUACUGUAAGAAAAGAGAUUGUUAGUAUAGGAGAUAAUCCUGUCCUUUUGCAUUGACCCCAUAUAAAAGGAUUAUCAUAGCAACAUGUGAUUAUUCAGCUUGUAAAGCCACUGUCAGCAAGCAGGGACACCAUAGGAAAUCCAGGCAGGGGUAGCAUAGCUUUCUGUAUGUACUUCUGAGGUACGUACAGUGCACUUUGGCUUCACAGAUCCUGCAGAUGCCUCAGCCUCAGAGCAAAGAAAAACUAUAGGAACUAUUAAAAAGCAAUUCCUACAGGGAAGUAGACCUGUGACAAAAGUCAGCCUGAGCAGAGGAAAAAGCAAAUAAACAAGGGACUACACUAUGAAAAGCCUUCCCAUGUCUGUGAGGAUCAGAAAUUCAGAAGACCUAGGUAUUGCUCUCUAAAUGGAAAAGACUUGUAAUGACCAAGGAUAAUAGCUCUGCACAUCCAAACAGGCCUAGCAUGCAGUCUUCUGAAGGGCUUACAGGAAGAGGCUGGUCAGGUAGUGUGACAGAACAUUUCUCCUUGCAGAAAAGAGAUUAUCCAGAAGGAGGAAAAAAAAAAAAAUCAUCCACAGAGAAUGCUCAGAGAAAUCAUAGAGGGACUCACAAACACUUUUACGGCAUGAAGUGUUUAGCACUUAUUUUGAUAACAGGUCAUGAGUCUAGCAACCCUUAUUGCUGGUGGACUUAUUAACUUUAUAUUUCCUUCUAGAAAUAACUAAAAAGUUGAUUGUUUUUUGGGUUUUUUUUUCUAGUGAUGUCUCCCACCCCCCCAAGUUGGAAAAAGAGAGGGUCCUUUUCCCCAAAUAGAUUUAUUGUUAACUGUUAGAGAUCUUUCUCUUGCUUGAUUUUUCUUUUAUGUUAUGAGAGGCAUGACAGUAACAGUGUAUUUCAUCAGAUCACAUGAUUCAUAAAACAGUAACUACUGGCAGCAGCAAAAACAAAUCACCGCUUUUAACAUUUUCAUUAACAGCACUUGAAUAAGCUCAGGUAUACUUUCCACUGGCAGACAACACUAAAAGGCAUUUGCUCACAUUAAUCACCCAAAGCUACUGUUAAAAAAGAUAAACUUUAUAACAGCUAAAUUUGCAGAAUUCUUUGUCAUUCUUCCCUCUUUACUUAACAAGAACAAAAAAAAAAUGAAAAUAAAUCCAAUGGCAAUUCUUCAAACACAUUAAAUUUGGGAAGACAAAAAUGUAGAUUAAUCAAACCACUAUAGCAAUUAACUGUAUUCAACCCUGGAAACUGUUGACCUAUCAAGGCUCUGUAAAAAAACAACCCAUAGUGGACAGAUGGUCUGGGGUUUUGGGUGGGUUAUUUUGUUGUUGCUGUUGUUUUAAAAAGAGCUGACAAUUAGAUUUUUUUACUUUGUAAAUGUGAGGUGUGCAUGAGCUUCUUUCUUGACAAAAGUGAUUAAACUUACACCCUAUUGUUA
Molecule: messenger RNA, 4110 nt
Organism: Falco peregrinus (peregrine falcon)
Lineage: Eukaryota; Metazoa; Chordata; Aves; Falconiformes; Falconidae
Gene: RGS13
Product: regulator of G protein signaling 13
Exons: 6
Coding region: 201-830 (209 amino acids)
Source: RefSeq, a predicted model, not a curated record